UCCCAAACAACGGCACUCCUGCCAUUCAGCGCCUACAGCAGCAGCAGCAGCAGCAGCAAGCGCAAGUCUCGCGGCCUGGAUCUGCCAAUGCCAUGAGGCCUGUACAGCAAAUUGCCGGAACAGGAUUCCAGGGCCAGCCCAUGGGCUUCCCUUCGAAUCUUGGUCAACAGCAACAGCAACAGCAACCUCAACAAGCACAGCAGCAGCCUCAACAACAAGGAGGACAAUCGCAACAGCUGCUUUGGCCCAAUGCUAAUCCAGCGGCUGGGAUGCAACAGCAGCAACAGCAGCAAGCGAGUAAUGCUGGUGGAGUUCGACAAGCUCAGCCUGGGCAGGUGAAUUUCCCCAUGGGGAUCACUGCGCCUCAGCAGCAGCAACAGCAGCAGCAACAGGGUGGCCCAAGCAAUGCAGGGCCAUCAGCUGCAAAUGGCCCUGCAUCAAGAGACACCUCGAUGAUGUUGAAGAUGGCGCAGCAAGAUCCCAAGAAGGUCUUUGCUGCCUUUACAAUGAAGAUGAAGGACCUGGAGAUGAAGCGGAACAAUCCCCAGGCUACUGCUCAGGAGCGGCAAAAUUACGGGCAGGAAUUGGAGAAUAUCAAGAGGACGUUGCAAGAGAUUGCUACCAAGUUGUCAGCCACUGGGCAGCUCCAAGGCGGGCCGCAGCAGCAGCAGCAGCAGCAGCAGCAACAGCAACAGCAACAACAGCAACAACAGCAACAACAACAGCAGCAGCAGCAACAGCAGCAGCAGCAGCAGAUGCUUCAACAACAAAUGCAGCAGCAGCAGCUCGCCCAGCAGCAGCAGCAGCAACGGACACAGAAUGCUCAGGCUGGGCCCUCAAGACCCACCAAUGCCGGACAGAUGUACUCAUCGCCGGCUAUCCGGCCUGCUCAGCAGGUCGGCUUGAAUCCACCGAGCGGAAGUCCUGCUCAGCAGUUCGGUAGUCCGAUGCAGAACAGUACCGGCGAGCUAAGCGGGCAGGGCAACAACGUGCAAAACUUCGCAAAUCAGCAGCAACAUCAGCGGCAGAUCUCUGCACAGCAAGCCCAGCAAGGCUCAGAUAGCUCACCCGCGCAAAUGGGCCAACAGCCGCCUCUGGUUCUCAAGCGAGAUCAAUUCCAGCGGGCUCUAGCUGACAUUCUGCCCAGACACGGUAUUUCGCUUGAACCGCCUGUGGUGGGUGGACAACAGAUCGACCUUUGGAACUUAUACCAAGCCGUCACAGAGCAUGGAGGCAUGGUCGCUGUGUCACAGAAGAGCGCCUGGCCAGCAGUCGUCGUUGCCAUUGGUCUGGCUCAGCAUGCAUCACAGGAAGCAUAUGCGCUGGCUCACUCGCUCGCAGAGACUUACAAAACCUAUCUGUACGCCUUCGAAGGUGUCUGGCAGCGGGCCAUUCAGAGUUUGGAGGAUCACAGAAAGCAGCAGCAGCAGCAGUCGGGCCAGCAGAUGGGUCAACAGAUGCCAGGAGGAGGUCAGGCAGUCAGACCACCUCAGCAAAUGAUGAUGAAUCAGCAACAGCAGCAGCAGCAGGCGCGGUUUGGGCAACAGCAGCAGCAACAGCAACAAAAGGCGCAGCCGGGAGUUGCGGGACAACAUGCCCUCCCUCAACAGAACAUGACGAUGCAACAGCAGCAAAGACCGCCGCAACCUGCUGCUCCACUACAACAGCAGCAGCAACCGCCACAACAACAGCAGCAGCAGCAGCCUGUGGCAAACCUCGGGCCGCCGCCCAACGUCUCCGCGGAGCAGCUGAAGCAGUACGGUCUGACUCAAGAGACGUUCAUGCAGCUUUGGCGAUCUGGAGCGUUCCAACGACCUGCAGGAGCCAACGCUCAGCAACAGCAGGACGGCACGGGUGCUCAACAGCAGCAGCUGUCCCAAACACAGCCUGUGGUCAAUCAGCAGCAGCAGCCGCAUGCUCAACAGACUGACCCGUCAAUGCAGCAACAAAAUCGACCGAUCGUACAGCAAGGGCCUCCGGCACACAUGCAACAGCAGGGAGCCCAGCAAGUACCCCAGCAGCCAUUUGUCAUUCCGCCUGCUCAGGGAGCGCCAGCUACGCAGCUGCCUCAGCUUCCACCGCCUCCCCAGGGAGAAGCGCGUCAGUUGCCUGUCACGCGGGAGAGGUUUGAAGACGCCACUGAGCAGCUCGCCAAGGUCGAUGAGGAACUCAUGAUCCGCCGCCCUGAGCUCAAAGCUCCCAAGCCUUUCGAUGACGAGGAACGUAUCACCCUCUUCCGCUUCGUUGCGUCGCUGACGAACAUGUGCGAUGAAUGCAACGUUCUCCUGCCGGCCUUCUAUGCCAUGAAUGGCGGUCCGCUAGAGACCUCUGGCGCCAAGCGGGCGAAGAUUAUGCUGUGGAUGAUGAGGGAUCAGGUGACCGCAAUGAAGAGAGGCGAGUCGGUGAUGAACAUGGAGGACCUCAAGAAGAUGGCAUUCCACUUCCAGAGGAUCAUUCACUUUGUGAAACAGUCUAAUCCACAAGUGGCCGAGUAUCUGCUCAAGGAGCACCAUGCUGCCCGAGCCAAUGGUGCGCCUUCCUUUGUGCAGGGCCAGACUCACAAUGGCGCAGCGGCAGCUACAGGAGGGCAGCAACGACCUGCACAGCAGGCUCAGGCUGGACCUCAGCAGCCCACUGCUGCCCCCGCCACGGUCAAUGCUGCACUUGCAGAUGAGCAGGCGACCGCUCAGAUGAACAUCAAGCGUGGCCUACGUGUCGAGGAUCUCAAGCUUCCACCAAACAAGCGUGGCAAGCAGCCUGGCGGUGCAGGUGGCACUCCAGGGGCCUCGGCGGCUACGCCCACGAAUGGCAUUGCUUCGCCUAUGGACACCAGUCCAGCAGCGGUCAGCAUCAAAGGCGAAUCUCCUAAGCUCUCUAAUGCUGGAUCUCCACCUUCGAACCGCGGAGGCAAACGCGGCCAGCCGCUUCCAGCUACUCGAGGCAAAGGCAAGAGAGGUAGACAGCUCACCAACGAUCGUAAGCCUGAGGAAGCCUCGCCCAAGGCCAAGGCCAAGACCAGUGCAGACAUCAUGGCCGAAGUCAAGGCUGAGAUGGCGGCAGAGGAGGAGAGGAAGAAGAGGAAAGACGAAGAGGCGGAAAAAGCCGGACUUGACGAUCCUUCCAAGAAUCCCAUCUCCCUCGCUGAAGUGGAGGCCGCGGAUGCUGGCAAGCGCGAUGAGGAGCUGAUGAAGACGGAUCCGGCUGCCUUUGUCGAGUCGGCCUGGCAGGAAUUGAUGGCUUCGCAGGGCAUCACUGAUGCCAACGUCGGAGCUGGCGCUGGCGAAUUCGAUGCCAUGCGCUCUAUCAUGGCCAUGGUCGGGCAGGAACCUCCUGCAGCCAACAACAUCACCGCUAGUGAGCCUGCUCCUUCGGCUACGCUAGGAGCGGUCGACAUGGCUGCUUCUGCCAGUGGCAGCGGCGCAACCAAUGAUGCUUCCAUCUUCUUCGACUUUGACCUCUUUGAUGCAGGUCCAGAUGAGCCAGCUACUACAGCCGCCGCGGGAAAGGAUCAGGAGAGCAGCUCUGACCCUGCAUCGACCGCGGCAGGCGUUGGCGGCAAAAGGGACUCGCUCAAGGCUACCAAUGAGCUAGCAGAUGCCCUCGGCCUACCUUCCCUAUCCGCCAGCGACGACAUCCCUCCCGCAGCAUCAGCAGAGGAAGAGACGCCCGAGCUCAUCUCCUCCUCCAGCUCCGCCGGCGUCCCCUCUGCGGCCUCUUCCUCAACAUCUAGCUCGGUCCUCAUCCCACCCAAGUCGGCAAACUUCCCAGCACAGCUCUUCGAUGAAGCUGGCUACCUAUUGCCACAGAGCGCCAGUCCUACUGUCGUUGUCAGCAGCGGAGGCGCAUCGCUAGGCAAGGAGUUGGGCCAGAUGGAUCUGGAUGCAGACGAUGAGGGACGAGGUUCCCUGCAGCAACAGCAACAGCAGAGGCAGCACAGCGACAAGAGCUCUACGGCCACACUUCGCGGUAAAGACGACGAAGAAGAUGAUGGAGACGAUGCUGCUGGCAGGAAGCUUGGUGGGGAAGAAGAUCAGGAUGACAAGGAGCGCGAGAGGGAGAAUGACUGGUGGGACGCGGACCACUUCUCCCUCUAUGCGGGGACCGACGAUAAGCCCUGGGCUCUUCUCUCGUAAAGGACUCCUCCUCUCGGGAUUCCACUCAAGGGCUUGUGGAUCAUCCAGCUUGCUCUGGCAAACCAAGCAUCCCUGCUCCAGCUACGGCUUCGAGCGACUUUCUCAUGCUCCUCUUCUUUCGCCCCGUCUCAAUCAUCUCACGACUGAUCCCUCCUGGUCCCUCCCUCGUCUCUCCUCCCUACUUAUGCCCCACCCCUCGCUUGCUCUCCAUCUAUCGCUCAUCGCUUCAUCUUUAUGAAUCCCUCGAGAUUGUUGCGCUUCCCAUCACA
Molecule: messenger RNA, 4402 nt
Organism: Microstroma glucosiphilum
Lineage: Eukaryota; Fungi; Basidiomycota; Exobasidiomycetes; Microstromatales; Microstromataceae
Exons: 1
Coding region: 93-4133 (1346 amino acids)
Biological process (GO): regulation of transcription by RNA polymerase II
Cellular component (GO): mediator complex
Molecular function (GO): transcription coregulator activity; DNA binding
Source: RefSeq, a predicted model, not a curated record